Messenger RNA from Plectropomus leopardus (leopard coralgrouper), 644 nucleotides. The record is from RefSeq and is a predicted model, not a curated record. Lineage: Eukaryota; Metazoa; Chordata; Actinopteri; Perciformes; Serranidae.
CAUUGAAAUCGACUCUCUGUACGAGGGAGUCGACUUCUACACCUCAAUCACCAGAGCUCGCUUUGAGGAGCUCAACGCUGACCUCUUCCGCGGCACCUUGGACCCUGUGGAGAAGUCUCUCCGUGAUGCCAAGAUGGACAAAGGGCAAAUUCAUGACAUCGUGUUGGUGGGUGGCUCAACUCGUAUCCCCAAGAUCCAGAAGCUGCUCCAGGACUUCUUCAAUGGAAAGGAGCUCAACAAGAGCAUCAAUCCAGAUGAAGCUGUGGCCUACGGAGCUGCUGUCCAGGCUGCCAUCCUGUGUGGUGACAAGUCUGAGAAUGUCCAGGACUUGCUGCUUCUGGAUGUCACCCCUCUGUCUCUGGGUAUUGAGACCGCUGGAGGUGUCAUGACUGUCCUGAUCAAACGAAACACCACCAUUCCUACCAAGCAGACUCAGACCUUCACCACCUACUCUGACAACCAACCUGGUGUGCUCAUCCAGGUUUAUGAGGGUGAGCGUGCCAUGACGAAGGACAACAACCUGCUGGGCAAGUUUGAGCUGACAGGCAUCCCCCCGGCUCCCCGUGGUGUUCCCCAGAUCGAAGUGACAUUUGAUAUUGAUGCCAACGGCAUCAUGAAUGUCUCUGCUGUGGACAAGAGCACUG